Saxophila tyrrhenica is the source of this 666-nucleotide messenger RNA. RefSeq lists its product as uncharacterized. The transcript has 2 exons. The record is from RefSeq and is a predicted model, not a curated record. Lineage: Eukaryota; Fungi; Ascomycota; Dothideomycetes; Mycosphaerellales; Extremaceae. Bases 1 to 666 code for a protein of 221 amino acids.
AUGGCUGGCAAAGGAGCCUCUCGCCGCAACAACAUCAGGAAAGCACAAGCAAAGCAAGCCAUGAAGAGGGCCGCGAAAAAGGCUUCCGCUGCAGCACAGGCUGAUCCAAAGGCCGAAAUAGCAAUACCAAAUGUCACAGAGGACCAUCUUCUAGCGUUUCAAAUGUCUCACUUCAGCGACGACGUUAUGCCCGCGGCAUGGUUCAUUGACCCCGACACUGCCUUGAGCUACGAUCCAGCAGAAGAAGGUAACGGGGUGCAAGACUACGAAGAGGACCUGGGGUAUUACGAAGAUGGUGUGAAGCGCACCCUCACCGACGAGCAGAUCAAGAUGUUCAGGCACAGCGAGGUUCAGCAAUUUGAGCGGGAGAAGAGACGGAAAGAAGAGGCUAAGGAAGCAGGCGAGGUGGACUCUGGAGCUCAGGCAUUGAAGGUUCAUUCAAGACCGGAGGAGAGAAUACCUUCGUCAACCAGUCGGAGCAACAGCAAACCAUCCGUUGGAGCGACCCGGAAACGGAAGGAAGAAGUGCCAUACGCAGAACGCCACAAGCGAAAGUGGGAGGCUUACGUUGAAAAGGAGGAUCCAGUGGAAGGCUCAAUGACACAGAAUCGUCUACGAAGAGAGCUGGACAAUCAAAAAGCAGAGGCCGUCGAGCUCGAUUACUGA